AUGGACCGAUACUUUGAAAUGAAAGGAAAACCAGCAUACUUGAAAGCAUUCGAGCGAGCCAAGUACGACCCAAACGUCGGGUUGGUUGUCAGAGGGCCACUUCCAGAAGAAUACGAGUAUAUGCAGCUCGAUCACUCUCUAGACGACCGCAACAAUUUCUCGGAUCUUUGUUGCAACGAGCCUUAUUUUUCUAUGACUGCACCAAGACCAUCCGGCAAUGAAAGAUCUCAUUACCCCCCAAUGUUGUGCCGCCCCGUGAUUUGUGGAUCGAUUACUUGCCGAAACUGCCGAGGAAAAGCGCUUCGGUACGCGCGACAAAUGCACCGACUAGGUCCAGAACAGAAAGAAAAGAAAAAAGAAGUGCCUACCCGAAAUACACCACAGCGGCUAAUUGCCAUGUUUUGCUUCAUUUUCCUGCUGGGCGCCGCAAAGAUAUUAUUUUGGGAUAACUUCGGCCUCUGA
Molecule: messenger RNA, 462 nt
Organism: Oikopleura dioica
Lineage: Eukaryota; Metazoa; Chordata; Appendicularia; Copelata; Oikopleuridae
Source: the annotation of a GenBank genome assembly